Messenger RNA from Oldenlandia corymbosa var. corymbosa, 2416 nucleotides. NCBI's taxonomy places the organism in Eukaryota, Viridiplantae, Streptophyta, Magnoliopsida, Gentianales, Rubiaceae. The record is from the annotation of a GenBank genome assembly.
AAACAUUACUCAUACAAACUACAAAGUACAACACCAACUGUAGCGCUUCUCUUUCACAUUCCUUUUUUUGUCUUUCUCUGUCCCCAAUUUUUCUUCACUCUCUCUCCCUACACACUACUAGUAGUCUAGUACCCUCCUCCAUCAUCCCUCCCAUCUCUUCUUCUUUAAAUUGCUCCUAAAAUACUUCCUUUUUUAUCACACAAGAGCUCAACUUUAGAGUGCCAUUUUCCCAAUUACAUCACAUUCCGUCUGCAAACUGCACAUUAAUAAUAAUAAUAAUGAUGGACGCUUCGUCGCCAUUAUCAACUCCUGUUCCCCCACCCCCUAAAUCAUCCACAAAAACAGCACCACCACAACCGCCAUUGAAGAAAAACUUGGUCACUUCUUUAAUGGAAGUUGCAUCUUUCCGCACCCUCUCUUUCAAAGAAGACACUUACAUUGCCUCCAACCUUAAGCCCUCCGAAAAGAAGGCCCUUCAGGACCUCAAAGACCGGCUCCACCAGUCCUCCUCCGACGGUGCCGAUUCAUCCUCCUCCAAAUUCUCCAUGUGGGGUGUUCCGUUGCUGGGAGGGGACGAGAAGGCGGACGUCAUCCUGUUGAAAUUCCUCCGGGCCCGGGAUUUCCGGGUACCCGAAUCCCACCAGAUGCUGAUGAAAUGCUUGGCCUGGAGGAAAGAUUUCGGGGCGGACAACAUCCUGGAGGAAGAUAUGGGCUUUAAAGAACUGGAAGGUGUUGUGGCCUACAUGAAGGGCUACGAUCGAGAAGGGCAUCCCGUGUGUUACAAUGCUUAUGGAGUUUUUAAGGAUAAGGGAAUGUACGAGAGAAUCUUCGGUAAGAAUAACGUUGAUGAACACGAGAAAGAGAAGCUGAAGAAGUUUCUGAGGUGGAGAGUUCAGGUGCUGGAAAGAGGGAUUCAGUCUCUGGAAUUUAAGCCUGGCGGUGUUAAUUCCAUCAUUCAGGUCACUGAUCUUAAGGACAUGCCUAAAAGGGAAUUAAGGGUGGCUUCCAAUCACAUUUUGUCACUCUUCCAGGAUAAUUACCCCGAAAUGGUGGCUCGAAAGAUCUUUAUCAAUGUUCCAUGGUACUUCAGUAUGUUGUAUUCCAUGUUCAGUCCAUUUCUCACUCAAAGAACAAAGAGCAAAUUUGUCAUCUCCAAGGAGGGGAAUGUUGCCGAGACACUUUACAAGUUCAUUAGGCCCGAGGACUUGCCAGUUCAAUAUGGUGGCCUCAGUCGGGCGGAGGACUUGCAAGGCGGACCACCAAAACCGGCAUCGGAGUUCACUGUUAAAGGAGGAGAAAAAGUCAAUAUUCAAAUUGACGGCAUCGAGGUAACCAAUUAUGUGUAUUUCAUUAUUGGGUCCUCUUAUUAGCCUUUUACUACCACAGUCGACUAGAGUAGUAGUGUAGAGUUCUUAAAAGUACAUAUCAUUCUCAAAUUCACUUUCGCAGUUUUGCUUUUAAGCAUUUUUGACGAGGAAAUUAAUUCAUGCUACUACUUUUUUUUUAUCUAGUAGUAGUAAUAUUUACUGCUUCAAAUAAUUGAUCAUAAUUGUGUGGAGCUGUGGAUAAAGAUUUGAAUUUAAAGGUUCUAGUUUUGCUGAUGUGAUGUGAACGUGUUUGAAAACGUUUGACGUGGUUAAUUUAAGGUUAGGGUACUUGUUUGCUGAGCAAUUCUUAUUUAAAUUAUAUUAUUAUUAUUAGGCCGGAGCAACGAUAUCAUGGGAUUUGGUGGUGGGAGGGUGGGAAGUGGAAUACAGUGCGGAGUUCGUACCCAACGGCGAAGGCAGCUACACCAUUGCCGUGGAGAAAACAAGGAGGAUUCCGGCGAACGAGGAGCCAAUUCGCAACACCUUCACCCCAAGAGUGGCCGGAAAGUUGGUGCUUCUGGUGGACAACACCGCGUCUAGGCGGAGGAAGGUGGCUGCUUAUCGGUAUAUAGUUCGCAAGUCAAUGGCCAUGUAACAACAUUUGAUGAAUUGAUUGCUAGAAGGCCACGAGUACCACAAUAUUAUCAAUCAUCAUCGUCAUAAACAAUAUCUUUUUGGGUUGAUUUUCCUUUUGUUUGAAUCCUUUUUGUGGGGGUUUGGGUGUUGAGCGUUAACAUAUAUAGUAAUUUUUUAGUUUAUGUCUGGAAUAUUAAUUUAGCAGCAGCAGUAGUAAUAAUAUAUAUGCAGUGACGGUUGAGUAGAAAAUCUAAAAUAUAAGACGGGCGUAAGGAUUAAGGAGUGGUAUUUGCUUGAUAAAUGUAUAAAAUGAGUAUGGUGGAGUGGAAAUUAGUGCUUAUUAUCAUUUUCAUGAUAUAUUAAUGUUUGGAUGUGCCUGUUUCGAAAUAAUUAUUCAAUUUAAGUUUUUUUUAUUAUUUUUAUUAUAAUUAGUUAAAUAAAAAUUGACGAUAAUUUGGUGAUAAAGAGUAGUA